Molecule: messenger RNA, 1635 nt
Organism: Tripterygium wilfordii
Lineage: Eukaryota; Viridiplantae; Streptophyta; Magnoliopsida; Celastrales; Celastraceae
Product: glycerophosphodiester phosphodiesterase GDPD4-like
Exons: 10
Coding region: 147-1022 (291 amino acids)
Biological process (GO): lipid metabolic process
Molecular function (GO): phosphoric diester hydrolase activity
Source: RefSeq, a predicted model, not a curated record
ACGGAGGCAACAGCAACUGCCGGUACAGAGGCAGGCUGGGAUCGUAAAUCGGCUGCCCUUCAGAUUUAGAUUCACUUCGCGGAGAGCCUGACGUUUCAUCGUAGUCAGCCUCGCUUCUGUCGGUCUCUUUCCCCCAUCUUCUUUACAUGUUUUUGCAGAUGCAAUUAAGGAAGUGUGCUUGGUUGAAUUAUCCUCCACUUGUAUGCGCUCAUGGUCGUGAUUCAACCAAUGCAUUCCCCAACACAGUAUCUUUUGGUCAAGCACGGACUAUGCUUUUAAGGAUGGAACGGCAACGUCGAGAAGAAGAGCUGAAGAACCGAUGUACCAAGAAAGGGCAAGAGGCGGAGCAAGCAACAUUAAACAGGGCUACCAGCCCUCAAACUGGUGCCCAGCAAACUGGAGGAAGCUUGAAAUCGAUGAAGGAUAAAUCUGGUCAGGCAGACAGAGAAGAAAAGGAGGGCUCUGCUUUGAAGACUGCUGGUCCUGAAGGAGAGAUAACGGCAGUUUGGCGGGUGAUUCUGGAUGCAAAGGUUGGACCUCCUUCACAUGAAAAGGGGCUUGCCAAGGAUAUUCUUUCUGUUUUCUCAACUUCUCAUUGCACUAGAACUUGUACUGAUGUCUUCCAGUUUCAGAGUCUGGAUCAUCCAUUACUGUUGGCAGCACUGCAUUUUAUUUGGGUGAAAUUGCUCCAAAUUUCCUUCCAAUCUAAAGCUGUAGGCUAUAUUGUUAUGUUGGAUCCUUCUACCGGCACGAGGAGCAACUUGUUGAGAAUUAAAGGAGCUAGAGUCGUCGGUGUUUACCGUCCAUUAAUUGAUGAAAAGCUUGUGAAGAUUCUGCAUGGGAGGAAUAAGAAGGUAUAUGCCUGGACUGUUGAUGAUGCUGAUUCUAUGCAGAGAAUGUUGUUUGAGCGUGUAGAUGGUGUUGUGACAAGCAACCCAACUCUCUUUCAACACACAAUGCAAGAUGUCAGAAGGCAGUGCCUUGAUGAGGGUUUUCUUUGGCAUGAUGACUCUGACAUGUGAUUAUCAGAUUACUGCAUAAAACUUUUUCAAAAUACAGGAUUUAUUAUCCCAACUGUGUACUGGUGCGAUAGUUUUUUUGAUAAUAAAUGAGUAAAUCUAUGCUCUUUUCCGGGGAAUUGCACUAUGCAAAAUUAAAUGCUACUUUUUUUGGCUUUUGAAUAUAUCUUUCGUGUUGGUACUUGGUAUGUUUUUCAAUGUUAACUUCUUGCUCGCGGGGCCAAAUGAAUACAUGGAACAUACACAGGGAAUACAUAUACUUGGUGUGGAAAGGCAAUGUCGUGAACUGAAGAACUGAUGUACCAAGAAAGGGCAAUAGGCGGAGCAAGCAACGUUAAAUAGGGUAGGCAGUCUUUUUAGUUGUAAACUGGAGGAACUUCGGAAGAUUAAUGCAUUGAGUAGAUACUUGCUUUGUUGGCUAUAAUUCUUUACUCUUGGUUUCUUUUCCUUGCUCAAUAACGUGUUCCCUCCUCAAUGUAGGCUACCAGCCCUCAAACUGGUGCUCACCAAACUGGAGGAAGCUUGAAAUCGAUGAAGGAUAAAUCUGGUCAGGCAGACAAAGAAGAAAUGGAGGGCUCUGCUUUGAAGACUGCUGGUCCUGAAGGAGAGAUAACGG